UUCCUUCACUUCCAAGAAUAUUCCGUUAAACAAAAGGGGUCGGUGUUUCCCAAAAUCUCUGUGCUCAUUAGCCCUAAUUUCCGAUCAACACCUCCCCCACCGUCGCACCACCCCUUCCACCGUCGCACGACCGUCGCACCGUCGAUUGUGGACUUCGGAAAUCAACUUGUUUCCGGUGGAACAAUGGCGCUAUGUUCCUCUAUUCAAUCAAAUCAAACGACUUUAUAUCACUUCCUUCACCUCUUCUCUCUCUCUGCUCCUAUUAUACCGUUUCCAUUUGAAACAAUGAAGAUCACAACUUUUGUUGGGUAACGUCAAACGCGACCGAAGGAGGUGUUACAACAAAAAGAAAAUUAGAAAUCCAUAAAAUGAGGGACCCCAAUUUGAUCACUAAGCUGAACAAGGGUAUUUGUUAUUACUGUAUUCUUACAAAAUAGGGUUUCCUUAUAGGAGUGGCAAAUUUGUAUAUUUUUCUGUUGUAUAGAAUAUAGAUAGUCAAUUUUCGGUUUUUUUUUUUUUUUUGUAAAAAAAAAAGAAAAGAAUUGUUGCUGUGGUUUGAGUGAUUAUUCGAGGUCUAUGUAAUCGGUUAAUCAAGGAAACUUAGGUGGCAAUAUAAAGCUGGCAAGUUUGGCAGAAACCGUUGCUGCCUAUGCGUGCAAUGAGGGGUAGAUGGAUAACAUAUAAACUUCGUUUAUCGUGUUUCUUGCUUUUUGUUCUUGAUUUAAUUCAAGGGUGUUCUUCACUGAACCCUGAGGGUCUGGCGUUGUUGGAUUUUCGGGCAGGAGUAUCUAAUGAUCCGUUUAGCGUGUUCGCAAGCUGGAAUCCUAGUGACCAUGAUCCUUGCUCAUGGUCUAAUGUUCGUUGUGUCGAUGGGAUCUCAACGAGCUAUCUUUGGAAGGAGUAUUAGCACCUGGGAUAGGGAACCUCACACAUUUGAGAUGUCUGUGAGUGCUCUUCCGUUUUGUCUUGUUCUCUCACAGAAUAAGUUCUCCGGAGUUAUUCCGAAAGAGCUUGGUGAACUCACCAUGUUGGAAGUACUAGACUUGAGGGAUAAUAACUUUAGUGGACAUAUUCCAUCAGAGCUUGGAAGAAUGCCUUCAUUAAAACGGUUAUUGCUCUGUAACAACAAUCUUGAAGGCUCUAUUCCCAUGGAACUCAGGACUCCCAACUUUCUUUAUGAAAUGCAAUAUGACGAAAACCUUCUAUCUCUUGUUGCCAAUGGGGUUGGAUGUCUAAAUAGGAAAUUUGGACGAUGCGUAUGGCAAGGAGGCUCUAAACUUCAAAAGAAAGCUGAUUCUCUUCUAAUACAAAUCAAAGAAAUAGUUAUUAGUUACCUCAACCCGUUCCAACUUUUCAGGAUUCACAGAAGCUCCUCAAUCAAUUGCUCUAUAAAUGAAAAAUGUGAAUUGGAAGCAGAAACGGUGGAAAACGUUGUACGUCGAAAGCUAGCAGAAGAAUCUUCAAACCUAGCAGCUGCACCAUCUCCUAGGGAUGGGAUUGGGCCACCUAAGAUCAUAGCUCUCCCAACGACUAGAAGUAGUGGAUCAUUUCCUGCCGUACCCAAGAAUCCACCACCACCACUACCACCACCACCAGUAUCACCACCGCCACCGCCACCACUUAGUCCAGAUAUUCCUCAACCCUCCUCAAAUGAAACUCUACCGCCAGCAAAUCUUACUCCUCAAAGUGGAAGUAGUAGCUCAGAUAAGUGGAAGGUUUGGGUGAUAAUAAGUUUUUGUAUACUUUUGCUUAUAAUCAUCGCCAUGGUGCUCUGGUGCGUGUGUAGAAGUCGAGCAGUAAAGACCAUAGGCCCUUGGAGGACAGGCAUCAGUGGACAAUUGCAGAAAGCUUUUAUUACAGGGGUUCCAAAGCUAAACCGCACAGAGCUAGAAACAGCAUGUGAGGAUUUUAGCAAUAUUAUCGAGACGAGUGAAGGGUAUACACUAUACAAAGGAACAUUAUCUAGUGGAGUCGAGAUUUGUGUAGCAGCUACCUCCAUUGCCAGUCUCAAAGAUUGGUCAAAACGUGCAGAAUUAGGGUUCCUUAAGAAGAUUGAUGCAUUGUCACGAGUGAAUCACAAAAACUUCGUUAAUCUUCUUGGUUAUUGCGAGGAAGACGAACCUUUCGUUAGGAUGAUGGUGUUUGAGUAUGCUGCUAAUGGCUUACUCUCAGAGCAUCUACAUGUUAAAGAGCUUGAACAUCUUGAUUGGAGUUCGAGGAUGAGAAUUAUCAUGGGAACAGCUUAUUGUCUUGAAUACAUGCACGAAUUGAACCCUCCUGUACCCCACACCAAUUUGACCUCGAGAACGAUCUGUUUGACGGAUGAUUAUGCACCCAAAGUUGCAGAGAUGGGUUUUUGGAACGAUUUGGUAUCAAAAGCGAAGUUAUCUGCCGAUUCUGAAUCAGAGCAUUCUGCACUGCCGCCACUUAUCGAUACAGAGACAAACGUCUACUCUUUUGGUAUCUUAAUGCUUGAAAUCAUUUCUGGCAAGCUUCCUUAUUCAGAGCAACAAGAGCCUCUCGUAGCUUGGGCUGCACAAUAUCUAAACGAUAAAAGAAACACCAGUGACAUGAUUGACCCGACAUUAGAAUUCUUUAAGCAACACGAACUUGACUUCAUAUGUGAGGUUAUCGAAGAAUGCAUUCAGCAGGAUGCUCGAAAGAGACCGACAAUGAAAGAAGUGGUUACAAAAUUGAAGGAGGUGCUAAAGAUUUCACCAGAUCAAGCAAUUCCUCGGCUCUCACCUCUUUGGUGGGCUGAACUUGAGAUCUUAUCUGGAGAGACUACAUAAACAAACAAGAACCACUAAAGUACACAAUUCCGUUUGUCAUCAUCGAUGUUUGUAGAUUUCAUUGCAUGUGUCCGGUGUGCUUGAACUUUUUUGAGGAUUUGUUUGUCGAGUAACGGUUUGUCUCGUGCGUCACGAUGAUAUUAGUCAAGAUUUAUGCUGAAUAUGUAUGUUGGGAGAAUGUAAAUUUAGAGAGAAUUGGUUUAGAGUUGAAAAUACAAACUAGUUAAGCUUAA
Molecule: messenger RNA, 3025 nt
Organism: Helianthus annuus (common sunflower)
Lineage: Eukaryota; Viridiplantae; Streptophyta; Magnoliopsida; Asterales; Asteraceae
Product: protein MALE DISCOVERER 2
Exons: 14
Coding region: 792-2792 (666 amino acids)
Biological process (GO): protein phosphorylation
Molecular function (GO): protein binding; ATP binding; protein kinase activity
Source: RefSeq, a predicted model, not a curated record